UCCUACAUCAACACAACCAUGCUUCGUUCUCUUCUUACCACUGCUGCUCGUCCUAACACUUUACGUUUAGCUCGUCCUGUUACUGCUCAUACUAUGCGUCACUAUGUUUUCCCUGCUGGUCAAAAAGAAUUUUUGAAUGAAGACCUCAAGACGGGUGACCCUGAAAUGUAUAAUAUCAUUGAAAAUGAAAAGAAACGUCAACGUGAUAGUAUUUGUUUGAUUCCUUCUGAAAACUUUACGUCCAAAGCGGUGAUGGAUGCUCUUGGUAGUGUGAUGCAAAAUAAGUACUCUGAAGGUUAUGUGGGUGCCCGUUAUUAUGGUGGUAAUGAAUUCAUUGAUAUGUCCGAACAACUUUGUCAAACCAGAGCUUUGGAGGCUUUUGGUCUUGACAAUGAAAAAUGGGGUGUCAAUGUUCAACCUUUAUCUGGUGCUCCUGCCAAUUUAUAUGUUUAUGGUGCUGUUAUGAAACCUCAUGAUCGUUUGAUGGGACUUGAUUUACCUCAUGGUGGCCACUUAUCUCAUGGUUAUCAACUUCCUAACAAGAAGAUUUCUUAUGUAUCUUCCUACUAUGAAACAUUACCUUAUCGUUUGGAUGAAAAGACUGGUCGUAUUGAUUAUGAUGAAUUGGAAAAGAACGCCCUCCUCUUCCGUCCAAAGGUCAUCAUUGCUGGUGCAAGUGCUUAUGCUCGUAACAUUGACUAUGCUAGAAUGAAAAAGAUUAGUGACAAGGUAGGCGCCUAUUUGAUGGCUGAUAUUGCUCAUAUUUCUGGUUUGAUUGCUGCUGAUGUAUUACCUGGACCUUGGGAAUAUGCCGAUAUCGUCACCACUACCACUCACAAAUCACUCCGUGGUCCUCGUGGUGCUAUGAUCUUCUACCGCAAAGGUCUUCGCAGUGUUGAUAAGAAAGGAAAAGAAACAUACUAUGAUCUUGAAAACCCCAUCAACCAAUCUGUUUUUCCUGGUCAUCAAGGCGGACCCCACAACCAUACCAUUGGCGCAUUGGCAGUAGCACUUAAGCAAGCUCAAUCCCCGCUUUUCAAAGAAUACCAACAACAAGUCUUGAACAAUAACAAAGCAUUUGCUGAUGCCUUUGUCAAUCUCAAAUAUGAUCUUGUAUCUGGUGGCACCGACAAUCAUUUAUUACUCGUCAAUUUGAAACCCAAGGGUGUAGAUGGUGCUCGUGUGGAACGUGUGUUGGAAUUGGUGAACAUUGCUGCUAACAAGAACACUGUGCCUGGUGAUACCUCUGCUCUCCGUCCCAAUGGUCUUCGUAUCGGUACCCCUGCUAUGACUAGUCGUGGAUUCAAGGAACAAGAUUUUGUCAAGGUUGCUAAUUACAUUGAUCGUGCUGUCCAAAUCGCUGUUGAUAUUCAAUCCUCUACCUCCUCCAAACUAUUGAAGGAUUUCAAGGUCGCCUGCGAAGGAAACAAGGACAUUGAAGCUCUCAAGACUGAAGUCGCUCAAUUCUCUUCUCAGUUCCCCCUCCCUAGUGUAGCUGAAUUCUAGUUGACUUUAUCAUCAUUAUUAUUAUUUAGAAUCUUUUUAAUCAUACAUCACAUUUAUCUAUUUUAUUUUAUUUUAUUAAGUAAAAAAACACUCGAUACACAAUACAUACAAAAAAAUAUCAUCAUAUAUAUUGUUCAAAUUCCUCAUUGAACAGUGAAGAUUAGUCUUAUCGAAAAUGGAAUAAAAGUUUGAUCUUUCUUUU
Molecule: messenger RNA, 1708 nt
Organism: Halteromyces radiatus
Lineage: Eukaryota; Fungi; Mucoromycota; Mucoromycetes; Mucorales; Cunninghamellaceae
Product: serine hydroxymethyltransferase
Exons: 8
Coding region: 19-1506 (495 amino acids)
Biological process (GO): tetrahydrofolate interconversion; L-serine catabolic process; folic acid metabolic process
Cellular component (GO): cytoplasm
Molecular function (GO): zinc ion binding; cobalt ion binding; serine binding
Source: RefSeq, a predicted model, not a curated record